Orbicella faveolata is the source of this 1216-nucleotide messenger RNA. RefSeq lists its product as uncharacterized. NCBI's taxonomy places the organism in Eukaryota, Metazoa, Cnidaria, Anthozoa, Scleractinia, Merulinidae. The record is from RefSeq and is a predicted model, not a curated record. Gene Ontology annotation, cellular component: Cdc73/Paf1 complex. Gene Ontology annotation, molecular function: protein binding.
CUCCCGUCCAAACACAAAAGUUUUGCACAGAAACUGAACAGCUAAGUACAAUCCAUAUUUCACGGCUAACAGGGCAUAUAUUUAGACUUCCUGAAAGCUAUCAUGUUCUACACAUGACAUAUCGUAUGAGCUUCCUUCUGAAGGUAUCAUAUACAACUCAUUCUUUGGAGAACGAAGUCGAAAAACGCGCGGUCGAAGAACUUGAACUUAUCCAUGGCCAAGGAGUCUUUCAUCACUUGAAUGUUUUCGUCCCAAAAUUAUGGAUCUAGCUCCUAAAGUAGAAUUUUUAAAAUUUCAUCAAGGAUAUGUCCGUGGAGUGGCAUUUUCGCCUGUGGAUCGAUACUUGUUUUGCUCUGGUGCGUAUGAUGGGAAGGUCAACAUCUACAGCGCCAAGAAGUGUCAUCUUUUGGGGAGUUAUCCGAUAACAACUCUGAGUUUAGCGAGGAAUAUAAAGGCUGUUAGAUUUACAAGUGAUGGACAAAAGAUUUUGGCAUCAACAAAUGCCAGACGAUUGAUAGUUAUGGAUGUUGAGACAGGAGAACAAGUAGUAUCAUAUGAUAAUUGUGUUUACAAUGGUCCAGAUCGGACUGGGUUGGCAGUGGAUUCCCAGACAGGUCCUAACAUUGCAACUUGCUGCUGUGUUAAUGGGCGAGGUCUUUCCAUGUUUGACCUCAGAAUGCCCCUUCCAAUGGAUUUUAUCUAUGAUUUGCAUAGCAACGUUAUUCGUGAUGUAAUGUUUCUUCAUGAAAGUUGGCCAUGGUGCAAGGGACAGAAUGCAUUGCUAUCAGUUGCAAUUGAUGGCACAGCAAAGGUAUCUACCAUUGAUGGACGUACUUUGCAAAGCACAGAGAUAGGGUCCAUGCUAAACACUGCUGCUCCAACUCCUGAGCCUUUUGGUUCUAUGGCAGAUGAUGGGUUCUAUAGUCUUAUUAUGUUUGGUGGUGAGUUUCUGACAAGUUUUGUCCCUGAAGUUGGAGUCCAAGAGCAGAUGCGAGAGCAUGGAAAAGAUCCAUUGUGGAAAAUUAAGUACACUUCUAAUGGAAGCACACUUUUUACUGCUUGUGACAGAGGUGUCAUUCGAAAAUACAGGAGAUAUCCUGAUCAUCACGAGUUUGUAGAGGACUUGUUUUGCCAUUCAGAUGACGUGGAAGACAUUGAUAUUUCUCCUUAUGAUGAAUGUAUCCUUGGUAGCUGUUAGCAAUUUUCGUGAAUGCUU